AUGUCAUGUGACUCAUUAGUAAUCCAUGACCAUGUGUUCAUGGAGGAGCAGGUGUGUCAAAUUUGUGGUGCAGCUCAACACUCUCUCUUACCGCUAGCAAACGAACAAAAUAAGAUAUCCAUCUAUCUAUCUAUCGAUCUAUCUAUCUAUCAUCUAGAUGACACUCGGUUUAUAUCUAUCUACCAUUAUCUAUUUGUUCAUAUCUAUUCAUCUAUCUAUCUAUCUAUCUAUUAUCUAUCUAUCUAUCUCAAUUUGAAAUAUCUAUCUAUCUAUCUAUCUAUCUAUCUAUCUAUCUAUUUAUCUAUCUCACACUUGUUCAUAUCUAUCUAUUAUGAUUUUCGGUUCAUAUCUAUCUACCUAUUAUCUAUUUGUUUAUAUUAUCUAUCUAUGUAUCUAUCUAUCUAUCUCCCACGGUUCAUAUCUAUCCAUCCAUCUAUCUAUGACACUCGGUUCAUAUCCAUGUCUACCCAUCUAUCUAUUUGUUCUAUCUAUCUAAAUAUGUCCAUAUCUAUCUAUCUAUCUAUCUAUCUAUCCAUCCAUCCAUUCAUCUAUCUAUCCAUUCAUCUAUCUAUGACACCUGGUUCAUCUAUCCUAUCCAUCUAUCCAUCUAUCUAUCUAUAUCUGUUCAUAUCUAUCUAUCCAUGUAUCUAUACACUCGGUUCAUAUCAUCUACCUAUCUAUCUAUGUGUUCACAUUCUAUCUAUGUAUCUAUCUAUCUCACACGGUUCAUAUUCAUUCAUCUAUCUAUCUAUCUUCUAUUCAUCUAUCUAUCUAUCCAUGAUCGAUUCAUAUCUAUCUAUUCAUCUAUCUAUCCAUCUAUCCAUCUAUUCAUCUAUCUCCCACGGUUCAUAUCUAUCUAUCUAUCUAUCUAUCUAUCUAUGA
This is a messenger RNA of Acanthosepion pharaonis, 882 nucleotides long. The record is from the annotation of a GenBank genome assembly. NCBI's taxonomy places the organism in Eukaryota, Metazoa, Mollusca, Cephalopoda, Sepiida, Sepiidae.